GAAGGGGCAAACGAGAAUCGGGGUUAGGGUUAAGGCUGCGCUUGAAGCGAGACAUUACAGGCAACUGACAGGCACCUGCCCGUGCACGAGCCAUCUGCUUUUCACAGCAUUUGCACGACACUUUUGCCCCGCCACGUGACGCACAAAUUUCGAAAACCAUCUGGGCUCGAAUUCGACGGAGCACUUCCCACGAACCUGCGACCGAACACACAGCACAGACAAUAUCGAGGCGGUAUCCUCGAAAUCAUUGCCCAAGAUGUCUCUGGUGUCCGGCGAGAAGAGCAACUUCAACCACAUCUUGCGUCUGCUCAACACCAACGUUGACGGCAAGCAGAAGGUCGUUUACUCCUUGACCAAGAUCAAGGGUGUCGGUCGCCGCUACUCCAACCUCGUCUGCAAGAAGGCCGAUGUCGACCUGAGCAAGCGUGCCGGUGAGCUCACCUCUGAGGAGCUUGAGCGCAUCGUCACCAUCAUGCAGAACCCCACUGCCUACAAGAUCCCUGCUUGGUUCCUCAACAGGCAGCGCGAUAUCGUUGACGGCAAGGACUCUCAGAUCCUCGCCAACGGUGUUGACUCCAAGCUCCGUGAUGAUCUUGAGCGCCUCAAGAAGAUCCGCGCCCACCGUGGUCUCCGUCACUACUGGGGCCUCCGUGUUCGCGGUCAGCACACCAAGACCACUGGCCGCCGCGGUCGUACCGUCGGUGUCUCCAAGAAGAAGGGCAACUAAAUCUGUGCGGGCAUAUUCGGCGCUGCUUUUUCUGGGUUAUUGGUGGUGUUAUUCCGAGACGGGCAGUCAUGGACAUCUGGGACUGA
Messenger RNA from Neurospora hispaniola, 813 nucleotides. RefSeq names its product ribosomal protein S13. Gene Ontology annotation, molecular function: structural constituent of ribosome; RNA binding. Gene Ontology annotation, cellular component: ribosome; cytosol; small ribosomal subunit. Lineage: Eukaryota; Fungi; Ascomycota; Sordariomycetes; Sordariales; Sordariaceae. The transcript is spliced from 4 exons. Bases 257 to 727 code for a protein of 156 amino acids. Gene Ontology annotation, biological process: translation. The record is from RefSeq and is a predicted model, not a curated record.